CCCGUACCGGAAAAUUCACUAGUGCCGUUGGAGCGGUGCCGAGGUGUUCGUCAGUAGAGACGAGGACGCGAGUGGGGACGGCCGCACCGCGGUGAGCCGCGCCAACAUACGAAUGAACACUAAAACUCCUAGUCCAGAAUAGCCGCGGAACGACCUCAAGCAAGAUGGGGUCCCAGCAGUUUUGCCUCAAGUGGAACAACCACCAGUCGAACAUGCUGGCCGUGUUCGAGCAGCUUCUAUCAAACGAAGCACUGGUGGACGUGACGCUAGCCUGCGAAGGCCUAUCGUUGAAGGCCCACAAGAUGGUUCUUUCCGCUUGCAGUCCUUUCUUCCAAGCUCUCUUCGUCGAAAACCCCUGCAAGCACCCUAUUGUGAUCCUGAAAGACAUGCGCUACAUGGACUUGAAAGCCAUCGUCGAGUUCAUGUACCGGGGCGAGGUCAACGUGUCUCAAGACCAACUCUCGGCACUUCUCAAAACCGCCGAGACGCUCAAAGUGAAGGGACUCGCGGAGGUCACCGGUGAGAACAAGCAUGGUGCGCUCGUGAGUGUGGACGGUGCGGACCCUAAGCCAGUGGGCACGCCUCGUGCCGAAUCUCCGCCGCUUAGUAAACGAAAAAGAGGGCGGCCUCGGAGACGCUCGCCCAGCGACUCCAACAAGAGCGACUCUGAAGACCAGGGCGGCCCUCCGACGACGCGCAUCAAGGGACCCGAGAGUCCCGAAAUCAUCGAGGAUGGCAGCAUGUCGAGCGACCGCGUUACGGCCCUUCCGGCCGCUUCUCCUUCGAGUCGGACUUCUUCCACUGUGGCGGUGUCUUCCACGGCUGUGCCUUCGGGUGCGCUUAUCGGUUCCACCGCCAAGGCCACGAACUCUUUGGCGGCCACCUCGCAGCAUACUCAGGACUCGAUGGGUGACGACGUGGGGGAGGGCGAUGAUGCGGACUUUGAGGUGGAGCCUUCAAAUCUUAUGGAACAAUCCAUGACAACAGAAAACGUUCCUGUGUUCACGGACGUUGCCUCAUCAUCACAAGCACUAGGGAACGAGUCACAGCAGUCUCAUCAUACAGGGUCCACAUCAGACAGUACCGCUCUUGUUCCUGUUCAAGCCUCAUUGCCUUCAGACAUCUCCAUUUCCAGUCAAGUGGACAUCAAGCCGUCGCCUUCUAGUUUAAUACCCUACGACGACCAGGCGAUAUCGCCCGUGGUCGCCGCCCCUCCUGCCGCUGCGGCGUCCUCUGCGGAGGGCCCCAACAUGGCCAUGAUGUUCAUGGACACGUCGGGCGUCCCUGCAAUCGCCGGCCCGUCCAAUUAUCACCCGGACAAGCAGCAGUCGACUCCAUCUCAUGGUACGUUGCCCUCUGAUCCCGAACCCCUCCUCUCCCCUACUCCUUUCAUUCUUUACUAGGACUCCGCCCCACGACGAUCCUAGCCCCCGCCGCGUUAGGGGUUCAUCAAUGUAACGUCUGGCGUUGUGCGGCGGCUACGAUUGUAUCGGGCGUUCAGAAGCGUCGCUAUCGUUUUUAUUCAUCGCCACUUUGGCUGUAACCCCUAAUCGGAAUUGGAUCUUUACACACAAUAGCGACGUUUCUAUAUGGUUGGUUAGGGACUUGUAUGGUUUUUUUCUCCUCAACUUGCUGUAUCGAAAUUUUGUAACAUAGCGUGAAGUAAAAACUCUGCAGUUACCUCGCCAGAGGCUUCUCUGAAGAUGCCCAGUCAUUUGUCAAGUGUCCUGUGUGAAUUAAUCAUCGGCGCAUUCGCGAGUCGCGUUUUCGUUUGGACCCUGGACCAUGGCAAGAUUUCGGUUGGACAGUCUUCGAGCGUGUCUGUUUGCCGUCCUGCUGGCCACGUCGGAGACGGAGCCUGCUGCUCUCGCCGCACAUCUUUUUCUCGCGUCGCGUGCGUCUUCUUUUCGCUCUGACGUCAUCCGAAGCUGCUCUCCUGGAUUUGACGAAUGAUUUGGUAAGUUUCAUUUUAGCCCCCCUUCCCACUUAUCCACAUCCUCGAUCCUUAGCAUAUUUAUUUUUGGUAGGGCCUUAGGGAGUAAAUUCUUGCGAAGUGUAAAAUGUAUGUAUUGCACUGUACCAUAUGCAACGUCCUAUUAAAAGAUGGGGUGGCAGGGUUCUAUUGUCUUCAUUGUAGUACUAAUGCACGGGCGCGCAAGAGUGGCUGCGAGAUGAGUGCCGUUGUGUGGUGCGUGACUGCGAUGUGUGCGUGGUGAUAAUUGGCUCCCAUACAUAACACACUUGAUUGCGUAGCCCGAUACCCAACACUAUAUGGGGGACUGCGAACAUGCAUCUACAUGCACACUCCUGCAACUGCGACGUAUGCACGUUAAAUGUGCGGAUUGCUACGUCGCGAUUGUGCGAGUUUGCUCUUCACGCACAAUACACGUGGUGGGGUUCCCAGUUUGUGGUAUGUAGUUUUCGUAGGUGCUGUGCCAAGCGGACCUGUGGGCUGCAUCUGCUGGUACUCGGUGAGGCAUUUGCGGUAGUUCCGGUUUAACGACUCGUGUACGCAGGCGCAGUGAAGCGGCAGUCUGGUGUGAAGUCUUCCUGGAAGAUCGCUGUAAAGCUUUGGUUUUUGGUGUCAUCCGAUGGCGCUACAUUAAGUUCUAUUUGACAAUAAAAGAUUCUUGCAAUAAAA
This is a messenger RNA of Rhipicephalus sanguineus (brown dog tick), 2641 nucleotides long. Its product is annotated as protein bric-a-brac 2. Bases 165 to 1403 code for a protein of 412 amino acids. NCBI's taxonomy places the organism in Eukaryota, Metazoa, Arthropoda, Arachnida, Ixodida, Ixodidae. The record is from RefSeq and is a predicted model, not a curated record. Gene Ontology annotation, cellular component: nucleus. Gene Ontology annotation, molecular function: protein binding. The transcript has 4 exons. Gene Ontology annotation, biological process: regulation of transcription by RNA polymerase II.